Messenger RNA from Labrus bergylta (ballan wrasse), 1372 nucleotides. It is a transcript of the gene alkbh6, whose product is annotated as alkB homolog 6. The record is from RefSeq and is a predicted model, not a curated record. Lineage: Eukaryota; Metazoa; Chordata; Actinopteri; Labriformes; Labridae. Gene Ontology annotation, cellular component: nucleus.
AAAGGGCCAAUCCUUUAUGAUUCAAGAUUCACAUAACAAUUAAAUUGACUGUAAUUAGUUUUAAAUGUCAGACAUUCAUCUUGAAUAUCACGGAAUCAUCAGUGAACCUGGUGGAUUAUUAAAAAUAGAAACCACAGAAAAAAAAUCUAACAAUAAAAAAAAAAAAACCUGCAUCUGCUUAAAACUUCCUUUGGCGAUGAGGCAUGGAGCACUCUGCUUGUCAUUUGGAGGAUUUGAAGCAAUUUAUCGUAGACGAUGCCCCGCCAACGGUGCGUUACGUCCCAGAUUUCAUAUCGGAGGAUGAGGAGGCUUACCUUCUUCAGCAGGUGUACAAGUCUCCAAAAACCAAGUGGACUCAGCUGUCGGGCAGACGGCUUCAAAACUGGGGAGGGUUACCACAUCCCAAAGGUAUGCUCGCAGAAAAGCUCCCCGACUGGCUCCAGGCGUACUGUGAGAAGAUAUCCUCUCUCGGCGCAUUCAGCGGGAAAACAGCCAACCAUGUGUUGGUGAACGAGUAUAAACAAGGAGAGGGGAUUAUGCCGCAUGAAGAUGGCCCGCUCUACCACCCUACCGUCACCACCAUCAGCCUGGGCUCUCACACCCUACUUGACUUCUACGCGCCAAUCAGCAGCCUGGAGGACGGCGAGGACGACGGUGCGCCGCAGACAGAGGAGAACCGCUUCCUCCUCUCGCUGCUGGUGAAACCUCGUAGUCUUCUGAUCCUGCAGGAUGAAAUGUACCAGCGCCUCCUUCACGGCAUCCGGCCCCGCUCCCAAGACACGCUGACAGACAAGGUGGUGAACCUGUCUGCUGCGGGGGCUCUGCAGGGAGAGACGCUGACCAGAGGCACCAGAGUGUCACUGACCAUACGACAUGUGCCAAAAGUUAUCAAGACCAAACUUCUGCUGGGGAGGAAAUGAAGCAAGACGGUGUGUUUGUCAUGAUACUAUCGAGCUUAAUCAGCGGGAGUCUCCUCCGUGCUGCUGAAUGAUAUCUUACAUGUGUCGAUACUGGAUCACUACAAGCUUUCUUAAAAAAUGAUGUGCUGCUUCUCUGGACAUGAUCAAGCAUUUCUUAAUAGGAAUGGUUAAAAUGAUAGAUUUAUCUCUUACAUGUUUCCAGGAGAUCUUUGUGUCAAACAUCUGUGGAACAAAUGACCGAGGUGAAUCAUGGUGUCUUUAAACGUCUUAAAAAUCUUUGAUCAAUGUAUUCAAUUUAUUAUCAACACAAACAAGCCCCACGAAAAUGUUCUGUGUUUCCUUUUUUUUUUGAAUGAUUCUUCACUUCUCAAUCGUUCAACAUGAGUCUGCGUUUUUGAUCGAUCAACGUGUUUUUUUUCAGCACUACAUCAAUAAAAUAGUGAUGAAAUGUU